Molecule: messenger RNA, 6270 nt
Organism: Pisolithus orientalis
Lineage: Eukaryota; Fungi; Basidiomycota; Agaricomycetes; Boletales; Pisolithaceae
Exons: 16
Coding region: 1-6270 (2089 amino acids)
Biological process (GO): reticulophagy; autophagosome assembly; piecemeal microautophagy of the nucleus
Cellular component (GO): extrinsic component of membrane; phagophore assembly site
Molecular function (GO): phosphatidylinositol-3-phosphate binding
Source: RefSeq, a predicted model, not a curated record
AUGUCUACGUGGUAUUCAUCUUGGUUUUCUGGUUUUCCGGCAUUUGAUUUCGGGGUUCCUGCCUCCAUUCAGCGGCGGUUUUUCUCUUUUGUGCUCAGGAAAACUCUCGGUCGGUUCCUCAAGCCUGGGCAACUUGAUCUCCAUCAGAUUGAUUCGCAGCUGGGAUCUGGAGCAGUGCAUGUGACUGACCUCGAGCUAGACGAGCAGGCUAUCAACGAUUUGCUCGUAGGACUCCCGUUUCGCCUUCACGAUGGCUUUAUAUCCGGGGUCACCGUUCACGUCCCAUUCCCAAAUCCGCUCACCUCCAAUGUUGGGCUGCAUGUUCGGUCACUUCGCCUUACCCUCCUCGUGACGGAGCAACACACUUCUCCUCCAGCUCCGCCAUAUUCGUCCAAUACAGGUCUUUCGGAAUCUGUUUUAUCGGUAGCAGAGUCUUUUGUCCACCGCGAGCUUUCACCAAGGGAAGAGGCGACAUUGCGCGAAUCAUUGCAACCCAAGCCUAUUCCUCAGCUUGAGGCCGAAGAAAUCGAGAAUGUCCCUGGAGGUUUCGACCCUUCCUCAGCUCAGCAUCAGGGCGGUGAAGUGGAGAGGGACAUGGAUGGCACCGUACGCGCGGACGGCGAGCCUGCUGGGGUGCCGGUUUUUGCGACCUUCAUCGAACACCUGCUCUCGCGCUUCUCGUUUUCGGCUCUCGAUACGAAGGUUACGAUUGUUCAUGUUGGACAAUCUAGCUUUACCCUUACCAUCCCGGAGGUCCGAUAUCAUUCCGAGGGCGUUGCUGGUGCACCACAUCCUCCUGCAGCCGAAAGCUCGCCGUCAUCGGCUGGCUAUAAAGCACGUGCUGAACGCUGUGGACAAGUUCGUACGAUAACCGUCUCAGGAUUGUCGGUCAGGUCACGUAAUCUUCGGCCACACGUCGACUCUCCAACGAUCUCACCAGUGUCUGUAUCUUACAACUCCCCGAAGAGUAACCAGGGACAUUUUGGUGAUGCUCUAUCACGCAAGUCAUCUUCCUCCUCUCUGGAUGAUGACACGCAAAUGAUGAUGUCGCAAUCCAUUGCUAUGCUACCACCUCGACCCCCAUCUUCCGCUAGUUCUAUAUCGAGUGACAUGUACCAAAGUGUCAUGUCAACUGGCACUCGGGCAGCCACUGAAUGUCAACAGUCAAUAGAACCCGCUACUCCUCUUGGUUAUCGCGGAACACGUCCGCAACCCCAGAACUUGACUAUUCAGGCCCUGUCACAAGAGACAGAUGCUGACCUCGUUCUGUCACUUGGUACUCAACCCAUAACAAUCCAGUUAAGUGCAACCCUUUCAACCCACAGUCAUGUGGACAAAGCUUGUAGUAGAGAUCAGGCGCGCUCGGCCACUCCUGAUGAAGCCCGUCACCCAAUCCACGAGCCACCUGAGACUCUUUGCUUGACCGUCUCAGCUGGCACGAUGGCGUGUGCUAUCCGUGCUUGUCAUCUUCGGAUGCUUAUGGACUUGGUGAACGCGUGUGGAUCAGACUCAUCGCCUCCAACGUCCGAUAUCGAACACAUUUCCCGCCCCUCGAAAAUUGUAGCAUUUGGAUUGAGUGCAAGUAUCAAUAUCUGGGGAAUUGUAGUAAUCUUGCUUUCCGAGCCUUGCGAUGCACAGGCCGACACGCUCUCGCCUUAUUUCGAGCACCCGUUCAUCCCACCACGCCUAUGUUGUGCCUACGUGCGACUCCUUCAAGAAAAUAUUACCGGACACUUUCACUUACCCCAUCCUUCUGCAUCAUCUCCUAGCACCCCUCUAGCUGCCACGCCCGACAACAAGAGUCCAACUGCAAGCAUUAGGGCCUCAAUCUCGGAUGUGUCGUUACUCGCAUUUCAUGCUGUUUCCACUGCCGGAGAUGCACAGGUUGCUGCGCCUAUAUUGAUUACUGACCGCUACCUUGCCACUCUGGAGAGGGCAACCCACUACCGCCCGUCCUUUAAUUCCGACAAACCGCCUUCCAUCCAUCUUCCAUUGUUCGAUGUCGUAGAUUGGACUCAGGAAAAGCAUAACGGGAAUUCUAUGAGGUUAUCAACUUGGCGUACGAAACCUGGAAAUAGGUCUGGGAGGAUCCGCAGCCCCACCCAUAAAAUUUGCGACCUACCUUCAUCCCCGAAUCCCUUUGUGGAUACCCCCUUACAAACAUCUGACGAAGAGAGACUUCACUCUGCGAUCCAAGUUACUGGCUGUUUGUCAACCUCUGAAGCUUCUAGCCUCCACGUGAGAGUGGCGCCGCUCCAUUGUUUCUUGGAUCUUGGAAUGAUUUUGGACGGAGGCUUGUUGUUGAACUUUGUCAAUGAGGUGAUGUCGUCUACUAUGUUUCAAUCCAAGAGCGAGAGAGGCCCCUCUGCUGAGGCAAGAAAGUCGACUCCUUUGGAUCAUGAUUUCAGUGACAAGGAUGUCCAUGAUGAAUAUGUCCGUAGCAAGCCCGCCUCCACAUCAUCACAACAAAGAGAGAUGGAGAGAAGGCGUCUCGAAAAAUUUGUCUUCGAUGAUCUCAACUUAAGGAUGGAUUAUGGUGUCAAUUUAACGGAGUUCAGAGGCUCCAGGAAAUCCGUGGACCAGCCGGCACAUUCUGCAAGACGGAAGGCUUCAAGUGCACCUGGCCUGAGUCUCAACCUCUCGUGCCCAAUGAUCAGGGUGGAGGUUCGAUGCCUCUCCCCUGCGGGCCAACUUCCUCGUUCAGGCUGCCUUCUUAUUGACAUACAUGACAUAUUGGCGUCCAACAACCCAGUGUCUUCAAAACCGUCAAUCCGGUUUUCCGAAGGUUUACAGUCACUCCCACGGACUACUAUUGAUCACGGUUGGCAGAAUGCCAUAUGCUCCGUGCAACUACAAGAGGUUCUUAUUGCGUACGCGCCAGUUGGCGCUACUCUAGCCAAGACCUUGAUAGUAUUGGGAUAUAUGCCGGCGAGCGCUGGAGAUUUACACACGAAUACGCUCUUGGCCACAGAUGCCUGCGUGGAUGUAAUUCCGGUGUGCCUCUUGCUCUCAAGGGCAAACAUCUCGAGCCGCGAGGGUGGAACCUAUCCAAGCCGCCCAUCCUUAACCGUCGAUAUCCCGUUGAUCGAUGUGAUGCUCGAAAAGGAGUCCCUUGACGGUCUUCAGUAUUGGGUGGACGACGUUGCUCAGUUAUUUGACCACUGUAUGUCAGGUGCCGAUAGUGCUAAGGAGGCGAUCGUCAGUCAGAGCCCGAGCCUCAUCGGAAGCCGCUUCUUCGCAAGAUCGCGUCACGGUUGUAGUCGUCGAAGUAGUGAAGAUGACUCUACCGGCGAUAGACCGCAUACGGUCAGUGGUGAGAUUGUCGUGAGAGUGAAUGUAACCGAAGCCCUUCUUCGAAUUUUGUUACCUCGCUGCGACCAGAGCUCGCGCAAUUCGCGACCAUUUGACAUACAGGCAUCUGAUAUCGAUGCACUGAUUGAAAUGAAGCCUGACGGGAAGGAUCAGACCGUUAUCACGACUAGCAUUAUGGACUUGCGCGUUGCGGAUACAACUAGCGCCGGAAAUUAUGUGCCUUUGGUGGUUCUUGCAGCGCCUCGUACCUUAUCUACCGUUCCCAAGCCAAUGAUCAAGAUUCGCGUCACAUCUCUGGUGGCUCCAGAAACUAGCGCCAAAGAAUCCAAGAUCAAAUUAUUGCUCUGUGCAGUUGCUUGCCAUGUACCGCCUAACCCAUGUUUCACUGCCGAUCUAGCCGCUUUGGCAAAGGCUCCUCCGGGGGUUUUUGAAUCAGUGGUUCCUUCUGAGCGAACUGUGUUUAGCAUGACGGUAAUUGACGUUUCGGUUCGGUUGCAAGCUCCCGAAUAUCCUGGUGCACUUGUCGUGCACAUCGGAGAAGCUGACUUUUUGACCGAGCUAAUUGGCAAUUCUUUGGAGACUGGCUUCAAGCUGGGCAUUUCAUCCCUACAUCUUUUCGUAAUCGACAAUAUCGAAGACGAAUCCGAAACUUCCAAGUCGCCUCGCAAGCCAGCCGGGCUCGGCCCUAGGAUGUGGAAGGACUUGGGGUUCGCAUUAGUCGCUGACGUAUCAAAUUGUCACUUGUCUCUGCGCCGCAGUAACCCCGGGCUACCUGCUGACACAAACGUGACGAUCGAUCGCAUUGAGCUUCGGAUAUACCUCUGCGCAGACACUCUGGGUGCAUUCACGGGAUUUCUCAGUCACCUGCUGCCAAAUGGAAAGGACGCUGAGAUUGACAGGCCUUCUGACAUUGUAUCGCAAAUUCCAGGAACGCUUUCCAUGAAUGACAACCAUCGAUUGACAGGUAGGAAAACUUCACUCGACGAAAACGCUUUUAGGCGUGUUCCCGAAGUUGGGAGUACUGCAGACAUGAUCAGCGACGAUCUCCCCGCAAAUCUUGAUUACCUGGACGCGUCAUUUGGUGCCGCUGCGGGCCUUCGCGAAUUAAGGGACGACGACCUAGAGGAGUUCAAUACCGAAGAGCAAAGUGGUCGUACCACCCCUGUGCCAGGUGAAACCGGUGUCGUUUCGAACGUAGGAGGGGAAACGGUUCGAAUUUUCAAGAAGUUCAAUUUCACGGAACAUUACUUUGACACUGUCACUCCCGACGGCUCGGAAAAUGCCAGCCAUUUGAGCACCACCUUACAGGUGCGAGUGCAUGAUGCAGAUGUUACGCUCUCUUUGCAUGAUGGCUAUGAUUGGCCUCGCACGCGCAAGAUAAUCGAAAAGGAAAUCAAGGAAAUGCGUAAGAAACUGGCGCGGAUCCGUCAGCUUGUUGCGGCAGGGCAGGCUCAAGAACCGAUAGAAGAGGAAACAUGCGCAAUGCUAUUUAACUCUAUUCACAUCGGACUUGAACAGGAUCUGGAGAAUAUGGAUCCCGAUACUCUCCUUGCCGCAAUCGAUCACGAAUUAGACGAAGUCGCCGAAACUGGAACAGAAGGCUCGUGGCAGUCGUUGCACCCAGCCUCACCAGGAAAGCCAGGAGUUCCCCUUAAGAAAGUGCAUGGAAAGCACCUCUUGAGAUCCAAGGGGCCCUCAAUUGAAAUCCGCCUUUCCGGAAUGAACGUAGAAGUGGACAGAUAUCGCCCUGGAGGGACCUUAGUUUCACGCACGCUAAUCCUGGUCAAGGAUGCAGAGAUUCUCGAUCAUAUCAAGACGUCGACUUGGAAGAAAUUCCUUACAGCUCUACGGGCGGAUUCGCGAGGGAAUAUAAGAGAAACUGGCUCCAAUAUGGCUCGGAUUGAACUGCUAACCGUGCGCCCUUCACCAUACCAUGCAACAGAGGAAGCGCGACUUCGGGCGAAGCUUCUACCUUUGCGAUUGUACGUGGACCAGGAUGCACUCGAUUUCUUCAAGAAAUUCUUUGCCUUUAAGGACCCCGAAAGCCCUGCUACGCCCGAUGGAAACCAGCAGCAACGAAGAAACAUACUUCCGUACCUGACCUGGUUUCUAGAACAUGCUGAGGUCUUUCCUGUGGACAUUAAACUUGACUACAAGCCACGGCGUGUGGAUUACCGAGCGUUACGCGAAGGAAGGACGAUAGAGCUGAUGAACUUUUUCCAUUUCGAUGGUGCGGAAAUGACUCUGAGACACCUGACUUUGCAUGGGAUUACUGGAUGGGCACGUUUCUUCGAUACCCUGAAUGACCUAUGGACUCCAGACGUCAAAGCUACUCAACUUGUCGAUGUCAUCUCUGGUGUGGCUCCGAUCCGCUCCGUAGUAAAUGUGGGGUCGGGUGUCGCCGACCUCGUUCUCCUACCAAUUGCCCAAUACAAGAAAGAUGGACGUAUACUGCGUGGGAUACAGAAGGGUACUAGAGCCUUCGUUCAAUCCACAGCGAUGGAAACUAUCAAGCUGGGUGCACGACUUGCUACGGGUACACAAGUCAUUUUGGAGGAAACCGAGAACGUGCUUGGUGGUCACUUCAGGAAUCCCGUCACCGCCGAAACUCUACAAAUACCAUACGAAAGCGACAUUACGGAGGACGAUCAAGAAGACCUCAUCAGUAGAUACGCAGCGCAGCCCUCUGGAGUAGCUGAAGGUGUCCAGUCGGCGUACCGUAGCCUGCGAAAGGGAGUACAUUCAGCAGCACAAACGAUUUUGGCAGUACCUAUGGAAGUAUACGAACGCUCCGGAAACGAGGGGGCCAUCCGUGCUGUCGUACGAGCGGUUCCCAUCGCGGUGCUGAAGCCGAUGAUCGGUGCCACUGAAGCUGUCAGCAAGACUUUGUUGGGUUUGCAUAACACAUUGGAUCCGGAUGUCCGACAUGAGAAUGAAGCCAAGUACAAGCACCGUUAA